UCAACAUAACCUUUAUUGUAAUAUAGAAACACAUUAGAAAGAAAUAAUAGACAUAAUUUAUUCUUGGAAAUAAUACAUUACAUAAAAAUACAAUAUAAGGACAUGUUGGCUUCUAAAGAAGUAUUGUGUUUUCCAAAAUUUGUUAGGUUAAAUUCCACAACAUCAGCUGUAUUUAUUAACAGAAAUCCAAGAAAUCUUGAACGAAUGAGAAUAGCCCGAAAACCAGACGGUUAUCAUUUGGACAAACCCGGUAGGAAGUUUUGGCACAAAUUGGUAUUAACACCCAGCAAUAGAACUGUUAAAGCAGAAGUUGUGCAUUAUAUCAACGGUCCUAUUAUAGAAGCCAAGACAUCUGAAAAAGCCCUGCGCAAUCAGCUCUACAGUAUGACAGACACAUGUGCUUAUAUCAAUUUGGGGAAGGUGUUUGCACAGAGAUGCCUUGAGUGUGGAAUAACAGAAAUGCAUUGUGACAUAGAACCCGGUAAAGGUGAAAAAGUUGAAAAAUUUCUGGAACAAGUUGUAAAAGGUGGAAUUCAGCUGAAGGAAGUAGAUGUAUACAAAAAACCAUUACCAUGGGACCAACAUAGACCAGAAAAACCAUGGGAGGUCAUUGAGGAGUAAUCAUUUACUAGUUUAGAUAUUGUAAUGUUAAAAUUAUAGUAAAUCAUUAGUUUAUUUA
Messenger RNA from Danaus plexippus (monarch butterfly), 679 nucleotides. It is a transcript of the gene mRpL18, whose product is annotated as large ribosomal subunit protein uL18m. Gene Ontology annotation, biological process: translation. Lineage: Eukaryota; Metazoa; Arthropoda; Insecta; Lepidoptera; Nymphalidae. Bases 103 to 621 code for a protein of 172 amino acids. The record is from RefSeq and is a predicted model, not a curated record. The transcript has 2 exons. Gene Ontology annotation, molecular function: structural constituent of ribosome; 5S rRNA binding. Gene Ontology annotation, cellular component: mitochondrion; ribosome.